Messenger RNA from Penicillium coprophilum, 786 nucleotides. RefSeq lists its product as uncharacterized. Bases 1 to 786 code for a protein of 261 amino acids. Lineage: Eukaryota; Fungi; Ascomycota; Eurotiomycetes; Eurotiales; Aspergillaceae. The record is from RefSeq and is a predicted model, not a curated record. Gene Ontology annotation, biological process: transmembrane transport. Gene Ontology annotation, molecular function: transmembrane transporter activity. The transcript has a single exon.
AUGGCGAUGUUGGUGGCCCCUGCUGUUACAAUCAUCGCUCGCAAGUACGGCACCAAGUUGCCGAUGUUGCUCGGGUUGGGACUUUUGGCAUUGGGAUACGUCUCUGCGUCCUUUUCGGAAAGAAUCUGGCAGCUAUAUCUGUCACAAGGAGUCUUGAUUGGGUUUGGAGUUGGGUUUAUCUAUGUACCAAGCAUUCCUGUUCUCUCUCAAUGGUUUGAUAAGAAAAGAAGUCUUGCCAACGGAAUCAGUGCCGCCGGCUCAGGUAUUGGUGGGCUGAUAUUCUCAUUUAUGGAUGGCUCGAUCAUUCAGAAUAUAUCUCUUGCUUGGGCUCUGCGGUUGACGGCGAUUAUUAGUUGCUCAAUGCUGAUCAUUGCCAUCCUACUCAUCCGAACUCGCAAUGAAGCUAUACAGCCGUUCCAGCGGGGAUUCGAUGUGAAACUAUUGCGUCGUUUAGAUGUUCUUCUACUGCUCUCAUGGGCUUUUCUCAGUAUGCUUGGCUAUAUUUGCCUGCUGUUUUCACUUCCCGAUUAUGCACGCUCGAUUGGACUCUCGGACAACCAAGCUACAAUUGUCAACGCAAUUUUGAACUUGGGAACUGCUGUUGGUCGGCCACUGAUUGGCAUUGCCAGCGAUCAUUUUGGCAGGAUUGAGGUCGCCGGCCUCUUGACUUGCUUUUGUGGCAUUGCUUGUCUCGUCAUUUGGCUCCCCUCGACAUCCUACGGGGUGCUUGUUCUCUUCGCUUUCAUUAGCGGAGCUAUUCUCGGGGUGUUUUGGGUCGUAAGUUGA